Molecule: messenger RNA, 5782 nt
Organism: Photinus pyralis (common eastern firefly)
Lineage: Eukaryota; Metazoa; Arthropoda; Insecta; Coleoptera; Lampyridae
Product: collagen alpha-1(III) chain-like
Exons: 21
Coding region: 107-5662 (1851 amino acids)
Source: RefSeq, a predicted model, not a curated record
ACAAAACGCCACGAAAUCCAUAGAUCACAUUUCUUUGAAGAGCCAUGCAAGAGUAUCUUCUACUAUUCACGAUUUUUAAAUAUUCAUUGGUCCAAAUAAAUUUUUAAUGUCGGUAAUACAAGAUUUAAAAAUGAGCGUAGUUCAACCAGUUAGAUUAAUAUGGUUUUCAGUAUUUUUUGUUAUCACAAUGCUUUCGUUAGAAAUUUUGAUAGGUUUCUUUAUCUACAAUCGUGUACAAAGUGAUAUUGAAAAGAAGCUACUGAAUGAGAUACGGGAAGACAUUUGCAAAAGGGAACUCGAACAAAUACUCCUCGAUAGAGAAAACUGGACACGAAUGUGUGACACUGAAGGAUUUACUGAUCAAGCCAAAAGUAGGAGCCGAAGAUUUAUAUUCUUUCCCAGAAAGAAAAAGAAACCGACAACACCAUCUCCUUGUUCACAGUCGCAGGAACCGAAUGGACGUCCUGGUAAACGAGAUCACGAACCAUCUGGGACACCUGGACCACCUGGGCCACCUGGGUUACCCGGACCACCAGGACCUGUCGGGCCUGGUAAUAAAACCCCUGGGCCUCCUGGACCUCCUGGACAGCCUGGACAACCAGGACAAGCUGGACGUCCAGGCGAACCUGGGCCACCAGGUCUACCUGGACUACCUGGAUACUCAGGGCCGUCCUUAAAUGGUCAGGAUACGUACAAAAUUCCUGGACAACCAGGACUACCGGGACAGCCUGGGCGGCCUGGUGAACCUGGGCCACCUGGUCCGCCUGGAGCACCUGGAUACGCGAGACCUUCCGGAAAUAGUGAUGACAUGUACAAACCUGGACCACCUGGACAGCCUGGUCAACCUGGACCACCUGGUCCGCCGGGAUUACCUGGAUACACGGGAUCUGGUGGAAACGGUAAUGACAUGUACAAACCUGGACCGCCUGGGCAACCAGGACGGCCUGGCGAACCUGGACCCCCUGGACCUGCCGGGCGAACACAACACGGAGAACCUGGACCGCCCGGUGCGCCUGGACCACCAGGAAAUAAAGGAGAACCGGGACGCGCACAACAAAUUACUGGACCACCUGGUCCGCCUGGUCCACCUGGACGACCAGGGCAGCCAGGAUAUGCAGAGAGACCCGGAAACGUCCCACCAAGUUAUGGACAACCUGGUCCACCUGGACAACCAGGACCGCCUGGGCCACCUGGGCAACAGGGCAGACCUGGUUUCCUAGGACAAGCGGGAGCACCAGGGUUACCAGGUCCGAGAGGAAAUCCGGGUGAUAAAGGCGUGGUAGGUCCCCCUGGACCGCCGGGACCGCCAGGUCGCAAUGGAUAUGGCGGUGCACCAGGUGCACCCGGAGGAAAAGGUGAAGACGGAAUACCGGGAAGGCCGGGAGAUGGCGGCAUUCCAGGCACACGAGGUAAAGACGGACAACCUGGUCAAAAAGGUGAACCAGGGAGUCCGGGCAAAAACGGAUAUCCCGGCGUGCGAGGUCCUCCUGGUCCACCUGGGCCCAGAACUUCGAGCGGAAGUGGCACGAAAGGUGAUAAAGGGGACCCAGGUCAAAUGGGGUAUAGAGGAGAGCCAGGCCAAAGAGGAUUUCCAGGUGUCGCAGGGAAACCGGGAGAUAAAGGGGCGCGUGGGCCACCUGGAUAUCCAGGAUCACCUAAUGGGCGAGUUGACCAAGCCGCAAGCCCUAAAGACACGGAUACUUCUGUAGCCGCUAAACCGCAGCACUCGCAUUCGCACGAUACUUGUGAUAUGAAGAGCAUGAAACCUCCGAUCAUUGCAAACAGACGAAGCAGAAAAGGCACAAAAUUCAGACUGGAAGGAUCAGCUUGCAAUACGUACGGAGUUGGAGGACGACGCUCGUUUGGAACUGCUAAUGCAACUUAUACCUCCUUUAUGGUCGAUCCCACAACGACCGUAGACCAAGGCUCCUGCAAAUUUUGGGCAACCACAAGUGACAAUAGGAAAUUAUUAGAAUUUAAAGAUUCAAUUGCGUUAAGCUUCAAUCUUCCUUCCAGAAUUUACAACCUUGAGAUUCCGUUUGAUGGCAAUUCCCAUGUGAUAUAUGCCGGGUACUUCUUCUACAAAAUGAGCGGGCAAAUACCGAAGAUAAUUAAAUAUAACUUGGAAAGUGGGAAGUCAACUUCAGUUUUAAUACCUGGUUUUGCGAGUUGUACAAUGCAGCCUUUGUAUCUGAGUGGUAUUAACUAUAUUGAUCUCAGCAUCGACCAAAAUGGCCUGUGGGCUAUCUUCUCUCAUUUGCGUGAAGAGUCUACAGAGAUUGCGAAGAUUAAUCACGUGGAUAUGACCAUCAUCUACACUUGGGAAAUUAAUAUUAGUAACAAGCACUUUAUCGAUAUGUUCAUUGCUUCUGGAAUUGUGUUUACCGUCGAUUAUUCACCAACCUUCCAGGUCCAAAUUAGUUGGGCAAUCAACUUGAUACUUAGCAAUGUUACGAAAGUCAAUAUAAUGGGAAUUGACCAGACUGGGGAUAUAAGUGCUAUUGCAUACGAUCAUAAAUAUGAGCUAUGUACACAUCAAAACUAUUUUAAGAAAUUUAAGACUCUGUUCACACUAAUUACAUUUUUGGAUUCAUUCAUUUUCUUAAAGAUCUUUCCUUGUAUUAAUAACUCUUUUAAAAUGAGUACAACUCAGCCAAUUAAGUCAAUGUUGUACUCAGUUUGCUUUGUUGUCACAGUGUUUUCGUUAGAAAUCUUGAUAGGUUUUAUGAUUUACAAAAACCUUAAAAGUGAAUUUGAGAACAAACUAAUGAUCGGGUUACGGGAAGAUAUUUGCAAAAAGGACCCAGGGAAAGUACUUAUCGACAAAGAGAACUGGACACGGAUGUGUAAUACUGUUAAAUUUAAGGCUAGUCCGAAAAACAGAAGCCGAAGAUGCCUCUUCUUCCCCAAAUAUUCUAGCUACGGUUGGAAACCAUCGUCAGUUUCGUAUAGUUGGCCAUCGUCGCAAGGAUCGUCUGGAUCUCCUGGGCGGCCUGGACAACCUGGACGUCCUGGGCAGCCAGGACAAGCAGGCAUUCCUGGCCGGCCUGGAUCCUCCCAUGCGAUACCUGGACCACCAGGCCCACAAGGACCACCUGGAUUUCCUGGCCCUUCGGGACCACCCGGGAAUUCUAACAAAUUUCCUGGGCCUCCUGGAUCACCUGGACGCCCUGGUGCACCCGGGCCACCUGGUCAACCUGGAUUACCUGCCGAAAAUAAUCAUCACAUGAAUCAACCAGGACCACCAGGGGAACCUGGGCGACCUGGUGCACCUGGCCCCCCUGGGGUGCCUGGAUAUUCUCCACCAGACACCAAAGUUGCUGGACCGCCUGGACAACCAGGGCGGCCUGGUGAACCUGGGCCCCCUGGCCUGCCUGGGGUCCCUGGAUUUUCGAAACCUAGAGAUGAUCAUGGCACGUACAGCCGUCCUGGGCCUCCUGGGCAACCGGGACAACCUGGGCGGCCUGGAGAACCAGGGCGGCCUGGUGAACCAGGACCACCUGGAGCACCUGGACAUUCGCCACCUGCCGGAAACGCUCAUGACAUGUACACAGUACCUGGACCGCCUGGGCAACCUGGACGGCCUGGUGAACCUGGGCGACCGGGCCCACCUGGAGCGCCUGGACAUUCGCCACCUGCUGGAAACGUUCAUGACAUGCACACAGUACCUGGACCGCCUGGGCAACCUGGACGGCCUGGUGAACCUGGGCGACCUGGCCCACCAGGGGCACCUGGAUAUUUGCCGCCUGCCGGAAACGCACAUGGGAUGUACACAGUCCCUGGACCGCCUGGGCCACCAGGGCGGCCAGGUGAGCCUGGGCGACCUGGCAUACCUGGGGCACCUGGGUAUUUGCCACCUGCCGGAAAUGGUUAUGACAUCUACAAAGCUCCUGGACCGCCGGGGCAAUCAGGACAGCCUGGCUCACCGGGGUCCCCUGGACAUUCGGGGCCUGCCGGAGAUUAUCAUGGCCUACACAUGCUUCCUGGGCCCCCUGGACCACCAGGACAACCUGGUCGACCUGGUGAACCUGGACCGCCCGGACCUCCAAGUCGCUCGGAAAGACCUCCACACGAUCCACCUGGAAGACCCGGUCCACAGGGACCUCCCGGUCGGGAAGGGCCCCCGGGUCGACCUGGACCACCAGGGCAUAAAGGAGAACCUAGACAAACACAGCGAAUUUCUGGACCGCCAGGUCCUCCUGGGCCACCCGGGCCGCCAGGGUUACCUGGACACGCGCUACAACCCGGCAGUGCUCAACCUGGCCCACCUGGACACCCAGGACCACCGGGACAGUUAGGAAGACCUGGGUUACCAGGACCCAAAGGAAACCCGGGCGAAAAGGGAGCGGUAGGUUACCCUGGUCCCCCGGGUUCGCCAGGUAGUGAUGGAUAUGUUGGUCCACCAGGUGAGCAAGGCACCCCCGGAGAAAAGGGUCAGGAUGGAUUAACGGGAAAACCAGGCGAUAAGGGAUCCCCGGGCGCGCGAGGGGAAGACGGAUUGCCUGGCCAAAAAGGUGAUCAAGGAUAUCCAGGCACUCCAGGCAGGGAUGGAAAUCCAGGCGUUCGCGGACCCGUUGGCCCGCCGGGAGCUCCGGGAUCGAAAGGUGCGAAUGGGAGUGGCUUAAAAGGCGAGAAAGGUGAAUCUGGACCAAUGGGAGAACAAGGACAAAGAGGAUAUCCAGGAAAACCGGGAGAAAAGGGAGAAUCUGGACCCAAAAGGCCGCCCGGAGAUCCAGGUUCACAUGGUACGCCUGGAGUGACGGAUUCUUCAACUGCAGUAACCGGUAACUCAGCGGAUCCACAUUCGCACGGUAGUUGCGAAUUAGAAAGCAUGCGAUCCCCAAUCAUUGCUACAAAACGAAGUGAGAAAAUGACAACAUUCAUAUUAAAAGAGCCAGCUUCCACAUAUUACGGAAUUGGAGAAAAGCGCUCUCUUGGAACUGCUAAUGUAACUUACACCUCCUUUAUGGUCGAUCCUGCAGCAGACGGGGAUCGGGACUCUUGCAAAUUUUGGGCAACCACAAGUGACAGUAUGAAAUUAUUAGAAUUCAAAAACGCAGUUGCGUUGAGCGUAAAUAUCCCUUCGAGAAUUUACGACCUCGAGAUUCCGUUUGGCGGUAAUUCACAUGUGGUGUACGAUGGGUAUUUCUUUUACAAAAUGAGCGGACAGGUACCUAAGAUAAUUAAGUAUGACCUGUACACUGGACGAUCAACCUCCUUAUUAAUACCUGGAUGUAAAAUGCAGCCUUUAUAUUUGUGCGGUUUUAACCAUAUUGAUCUGAGCCUCGACCAGAAUGGGUUGUGGGCUAUUUUCGCUCAGUCGAACGCAGAUUCUACUGAGAUUGCGAAGAUUAAUUACGAGGAUAUGAGCAUCAUCCACACGUGGGAAAUUGGUAUAAGCAACAAGUACUUUAUCGACAUGUUCGUUGCUUCUGGGAUUGUGUAUACCGUCAAUUAUUCGCCAACUUUCGAGAUACAAAUAAGUUGGGCGAUGAACUUGUUAAAUAGCAAUGUUACGAAGGUCAAUAUAAUGGGAAUUGAACAGACGGGAGAUAUCUCUGCGAUUACAUACGAUCACAAGUAUGAGAUGCUUUUAAUUAUUGAUGGCAAAGAGAGGAUGCUUUAUCGCUUUUAUAGUCAUAGCGAUUCACCUGAAUGGUAGGUUUUGUGUAUCGAAGGACGGUGGUAGAUGUCACGAAAUUCUUGGAAAACAAUUAGAUGGGUUUAAUUACUGUAUUGGAACCUAAUGUUUACCUACUACAAAUAAAAUACCAAAAGUAUU